AUGCCCACUCCCUCUCCUCUCCGAGUCUCACCACCACCACCAACGACAUCUACAACAACAAUAACAACAGGAACGACGACGAAGCCCCUAUCCCUAUCCCUAUCCCAAUACCCACCGCCCAACCCCCUCACAUCCUCCCCCUGCCCACUCUACCUCGACAUCCUCGAACUCAUCCUCGACCACCACCGCACCGACCCCUACACCCUCACCGCCCUCGCCCUCACCGGCUCCCACCUCUUCCUCCACCUCGCGCGCAAACUCCUCUACCGCUCCAUAUCCCUGGAUUACUGCGAGAACCCCUAUGCGUAUGAGAGCCAGCGGGCGUUGAGGAGGGUUUUGGCGGGCGAGGGCGGGGAGGUGCUGUGUGCGUAUGUGGGGGAAGUUAGGGUCCGGUUGAGUGGUGCGAGGAGCGGUGGUAGUAGUGGUGGUGGGGUAAUAGGAGGAGGGGGAGGGGGAGGGAGAGAGGAUGUGUUAGUCGGGAAGAUUCUGAGCCGGAUGAAACGGGUCGAGAGGGUGCAUAUCGUCGGUGGGGGUAUGGGCGGCGUUCAAGGCCGGUCAGGGUCAUACCAUCAUGGAUUCCAACGCCAGCCUUUCCUCGAUCCCACAAACUCCAACUUUCUCUCGAUGAUGGAUAGCGAGGUGGGACGUGGACUAGAACACCUAUUCGGGUUGGAAACCUUGAAGAAAGUGACAUUGGAGAACGUUGCUAUACCCUAUUCCGACCUCUAUAUCUCGCUGUUAGGCCCGAACGUGAAAUGCUUGGAGGUCCUUUCGGUGGAAUCGCCGUCCGAGUAUGGGUAUCCUUCUUCCACUCGAUCUUGGCCUCGCAGCUCUUUGUCUUUACGAGGCUCGAGUUCGAAGAGGAAGAAGCCGCCGCAGUUGGAGACCCUCAUUCUGAAUAUGGACCAGCUGCAGCCUCCGUUUGUCUUCGUCGGCGAUGGGUCUGAGAACGAGGAAGCAAGAGACGAGGAUUCGGAGUGUUCAGUGUUGGAUCUCUCCAAACUCAAGCAAGUGCAUUUGUACGUCUGGGACCAGGACGACGGAGAUGUGAUUUGGGGUCUGCUGGAUCGAGCGAGGGAGACGUUGGAGGUUUUGACGUUGCGGUACUUCCACACCCCCUCGAGUCCGGAUAUCCUCUCGCAGGGAUUCCAGAACCUCCACACCCUAAUCGUCGGAACACCCGCUUUCGCCACGAGCGAAGAUCCAUUUAGGGGAUUAAUCCAACUCUUCUCCAAUCCCCUCGACUCACACCUCUUCCCUUCUUCCACUUCCACUCCUUCUUCAUCACUAAUACCCACCGCAUUCACAUCGUCAACCUCACUCUCACAUAUCCGACCGUCCUCGUACCAAGUCCCACAACCGAGACCAAUAAACUCGAAAUUUCCCUCUCUACGAACAUUGAAGGUCAUCUUCGAUUUAUGGAGCUGUGAAGCGAGUCGGACGUCGUGGAGGAGUUUGCGUGCGUAUAGGGGAUGGGGAGAGUUGGAUGAUGUGCUUGGGAGGGCGUUUCCUUCGUCUGCCCGUGGUUCAACUGCCCAUCCCAGCAGCAGUACGGAUGACGAUACUGAGAUGGGCGAUGCUACACUCAAGGGCGAUGGGAGGCUCAUGGGAGGCGGUGUAUUGGAGGGCUCGACGAGAAUCAUCUUUGAGAUUCAGUGUAGUGCGCGGUACAGGGAGGUUGGGGGCGGUGCGGAGGUUCAUCCUUACCUGGACGAUUCCCAUGCGGAAGAUGAUGAAGAGGCUCAUUCUUCAAUCAACGAGGAUGUUCCCGAGACGAGAGCAGGAGGAAACGCCAAACCCAAACGCCCACCCAACCUCCUCGACUGCUUGAAAAACGAGUUGUAUAAUCUGCGAAAUAAUCCGUAUUUUAUGAUUUUGUAA
This is a messenger RNA of Coprinopsis cinerea okayama7#130, 1881 nucleotides long. RefSeq lists its product as hypothetical. NCBI's taxonomy places the organism in Eukaryota, Fungi, Basidiomycota, Agaricomycetes, Agaricales, Psathyrellaceae. The transcript is spliced from 2 exons. The coding region runs from base 1 to 1881 and encodes 626 amino acids. The record is from RefSeq and is a predicted model, not a curated record.